CAUAGACCGGCCAGCCUCUCUAGCUAGGAACGUACCAUAUGGUGGUGCCACAACAGCCAGCACCGUCGACACGGUCACCGCCACCGACUCAACCGGAAGCGUCUCAACCGACGACUCCUACCCGGCGGCCGCCUAUCUCCCUCCAACCUUCACAUAGACACAAUCCAUCGAAAUCCAGCCGGCUCCUCCGGCGUUUUCGUUCCGUGUUCCAGUCCUUCCCAAUCGUAAACAUCCCGUCGUGCAAGAUCCCGAUCUCGCUCCACGGAAGCCGCGGCCUCCAUGACGGCCACAUUCACGGAGGGAAACGCAUGACCGGCACGCUUUUCGGGUUCCGUAAGGCCCGGGUGAACCUUGCCAUCCAAGAAACCCCAAGAAGCCUACCCAUCCUCCUCCUUGAGCUUGCGAUUCCAACGGGGAAACUUCUACAAGACAUGGGAAUGGGACUCGUCAGGAUUGCGCUGGAAUGCGAGAAGCAUCCCCACGACAAGACCAAGAUCAUCGACGAGGCUAUAUGGUCCUUGUAUUGCAAUGGUCGGAAAUCAGGGUACGCUGUGAAGAGGGAGGCGACAGACGAUGAUUUGAGCGUCAUGCAAACGUUGCAUGCAGUGUCAAUGGGCGCCGGCGUGCUUCCAAGUGAAGUGACGUCGGAUGAUCAUCAGGGUCACGACGGCGAGUUGAUGUACAUGCGAGCGCAUUUCGAGCGGGUUGUUGGAUCGAAGGACUCGGAGACGUACUACAUGAUGAACCCCGACGGCAACAGCGGGCCUGAACUAAGCAUCUUUUUUGUUAGGAUCUGACGGACGUACAUCAAGUUUCUUGCUAGCUAGGGGCCGUUGAUAUAAUUUUUCUUAUCUUUUUUAUUUUUUUUAAAAUUUUUUUUUGUAAUUAUACAUGCUUAAGUUUUAUGAAGUGUCAAUUCAAUGUAUUUAUCUUUCAAUUUCAUCGGUCUGUUAGAAUUUUUUAUUAAAUCCUAA
Alnus glutinosa is the source of this 974-nucleotide messenger RNA. Its product is annotated as protein MIZU-KUSSEI 1. Gene Ontology annotation, biological process: hydrotropism. NCBI's taxonomy places the organism in Eukaryota, Viridiplantae, Streptophyta, Magnoliopsida, Fagales, Betulaceae. The transcript has a single exon. The coding region runs from base 39 to 797 and encodes 252 amino acids. The record is from RefSeq and is a predicted model, not a curated record.